Molecule: messenger RNA, 1242 nt
Organism: Lodderomyces margitis
Lineage: Eukaryota; Fungi; Ascomycota; Pichiomycetes; Serinales; Debaryomycetaceae
Product: putative methyltransferase
Exons: 1
Coding region: 1-1242 (413 amino acids)
Source: RefSeq, a predicted model, not a curated record
AUGGCGAAAAGAAAAGCUGAUGCUUCGCCAGAGGCAAAAUCAACCAAAAAACCAACAAAGCAACCAACGGGUGCUGCAUCGGUUUCAAUUUGUAUCCCAUCCGGUGUAAUAUCAUGUAAAAAUGCUUACAACUUGCAACAGAAAACAAUGAUUGCUUAUCAAAUUGCCAAAGCUAGUUUGAUUUAUAACGUAGCUGAAAUCAUUGUAUUGAAAGAGCUGCCAAUUAAGCAGGAGGAGUUGGUUGCUGAGGCACCUGUAGGUGAAAAGAAGCAAAAUGUAUCUACAGUUGGGAAGAAACUUGUGUUUGAUGAGGAUGACACGAGUACAACAUCGCAGUCUGCCGAAACAACCCCUUACAAAGAAAGGGGUGAUGAAGAAGCAAAUGAUAACGUUGAUGGUUCCAAUGACGAUAACAGCAGUAAUGACGAUGAUGAUGCAUUAUUAUUGGCUAGUCUAUUGCAGUUUUUCAUUACUCCUCCAUAUCUAGUUAAAACCAUGUUUCUGCCCCGAUUAAAUCCCAAAUUUACCCAUAUUUUACCUAAAUUCAAAUAUGCAUUUAAAUUACCCAAGAUCCCCAGUUUACCAUUUAUGCAAAACAACAACGUAUAUCAAGAUUUUAAAGAAGGGAUAAUCAUCCCACGAGAAACUCCCAAAAUUAAAUCAUCAUCGCAGAAGGGCAAAUUAGUACCAUCGCCACAUAAGGUCACGGUUAGUAAAUAUGCAAAUAUUGGUGAAUCAGAAGCCAUGAAGUUGGAUAUUGCUAGGGAAGUGCCGGUUUAUUCACGUGUGACUAUUGAUGUACGAAAUAAGACUAUUGUUAGUGCAAAGCAGGCGUAUGGCGUUAGUGGGUAUAAGCUGUCGUUUGGGUAUCAUGUACGAAUGGUGAAUGAGCAUCAAUUUAAUAAAGUUUUUACAAGUUCGCCGUUGAGUGAUGGAUAUAGCCAAACGAUAUUUGUCAAUUGUGAUGAUUAUUUCGAUAAAUGGGGCAAAACGGUGGAAGAAGAGGUUGCCUUAUCUCCGACAGAGUUGGGUACAGAGAAGAAGAGUAGUGAUAAGAAUUUAUUGAUGAUUUUAGGCAAUUAUGCCACUAUUCAACGUAAUUUUGAGUCUGAUGAGGCUAAAAGUGCCAUAUUCGAAGGUUUGGAUAGUGUGCUGAAGUUGUUUGAUUAUAGGUUAGAUACACCCAAAGGAUGCAAAGUUGAAGAAGCUACAUUGAUCGCAUUAACGAAGUUACUCCAAUGA